Messenger RNA from Meloidogyne enterolobii, 392 nucleotides. NCBI's taxonomy places the organism in Eukaryota, Metazoa, Nematoda, Chromadorea, Rhabditida, Meloidogynidae. The record is from the annotation of a GenBank genome assembly.
UUUUCUUGCAGUUUUCCCGUCUUAUUGAUAAAAUUAAAUUUCUUAUCAUUCCAGACGAUAGACUAUCUAAUUUAUUUUUAUCAGUUUUGUGUAGAAAAUUAAAUUUAUUUUAUUCUAUUUAUUUUCUUUGGUCAUUUAGUGUUGCUAUUUUUGUAAAUUUUCUUUGAGGAAGUUUAAUGUCUUCGAAACCGAUCCACAAAUUCCACGUCGAAAUGACUUGUUCUGGCUGUUCAGGUCAAGUUCAGCGUGUACUUGGCAAACUUGGGGACAAGGUUUCCAAUGUCCAAAUCGAUUUGCCUUCAAAAUCGGUUCAAUUGGAAAGUGAGGAAUUAUCGUCAGAACAAUUAUUGGAGAUUUUAAAGAAGACUGGGAAGGAAGUUAGAUUGAUGUAA